ACGAGAUACGGAAGCCCAGCGAACGGAGGAGGGCGCGAGAUGCGGACGCCGUGCGUGACCACAGUACAAACUAGAUUACAUUAGGUUAGACUAGCUACGUCCUAGCUAAUCCCAGGCCCCUUUCCCGCAUCUGGACCCCCUAAACGCUCCACAAAAGCAACAUAAGUGAUGGUGCCUCCGGCCGUAAAGCUAUUGCAGUCCUCGCUGGCCCAGUGGCGACGAGGAAGCAAGCUGCAUCCCAUUGCCAAGGGCGCGCUCACGUACGCGGUCAUGUGGCCCACGGGCAGCCUGAUUCAGCAAGCGAUGGAGGGACGCAAGCUGCGCGAGUACGACUGGGCCAGGGCGCUCCGUUUCAGCUUGUUUGGAGCUCUGUACGUGGCGCCCAGUCUGUACGGCUGGGUUCGGCUCACCAGCGCCAUGUGGCCGCAGACCAAUCUGCGCUCGGGCAUCAUUAAGGCCAUCACGGAGCAGCUUUCCUACGGACCCUUCGCUUGCGUAAGCUUCUUCAUGGGAAUGAGCUUGCUGGAGCUGAAGACCUUUAGUCAGGCCGUGGAAGAGACGAAGGAGAAGGCGCUGCCCACGUACAAGGUCGGCGUAUGCAUCUGGCCCAUCCUGCAGACCAUAAACUUCUCGCUGGUGCCGGAGCACAACCGUGUGGUGUUCGUAAGCAUUUGCAGCCUGAUGUGGACAAUUUUCCUGGCGUACAUGAAGACGAGCCACGAGGAGCAGUCGGAUUCCGCGGGUCUGCCUUGUACAUAGUUACCCGUGUCGUAUUUGUUACCUUUUGUGCGUCCCUUAGGCCAAUUGUUAAAUUAGAUAGCGUUAGCGUAUGUAAA
Drosophila yakuba is the source of this 836-nucleotide messenger RNA. Its product is annotated as PXMP2/4 family protein 4. The record is from RefSeq and is a predicted model, not a curated record. Gene Ontology annotation, cellular component: membrane; cytoplasm. The coding region runs from base 169 to 759 and encodes 196 amino acids. The transcript is spliced from 5 exons. Lineage: Eukaryota; Metazoa; Arthropoda; Insecta; Diptera; Drosophilidae.